Messenger RNA from Glycine soja, 1539 nucleotides. Its product is annotated as SAL1 phosphatase-like. NCBI's taxonomy places the organism in Eukaryota, Viridiplantae, Streptophyta, Magnoliopsida, Fabales, Fabaceae. The coding region runs from base 39 to 1253 and encodes 404 amino acids. The transcript has 8 exons. Gene Ontology annotation, molecular function: 3'(2'),5'-bisphosphate nucleotidase activity. Gene Ontology annotation, biological process: phosphatidylinositol phosphate biosynthetic process; sulfate assimilation. The record is from RefSeq and is a predicted model, not a curated record.
AUUUGAACAAAAAAAAAAAAAAAAGAGAAAGGAAAAAGAUGGGUACUCAAACAACACUUUGGUGUAGAGCAAGAACUACUAUAAGUGUAGGAGGUGAUUGGAAGUUGUUCGAAUCCAGAAUCCGAAAAAAGGGCACCACCGUGUCAACAAGUAGAAGCAGAAGCUGUUUUUGUUCUUCGCCGCUGACACUAAUCGUUUCUUCAAUGCCUUACGAGAAGGAAUUCGCCGCUGCAAAAAAAGCAGCCACUCUCGCUGCUCGUCUCUGCAAGAAAGUACAGAAGGCUCUUCUGCAAUCCGAUGUGCACUCAAAGUCAGACAAAAGUCCUGUCACAGUGGCUGAUUAUGGUUCACAAGCAUUGGUCAGCUUUAUACUUGAGAGAGAACUUCCUUCUGAACCAUUUUCAUUAGUAGCUGAGGAGGAUUCAGGUGAUCUUCGUAAGGAGAGUGGUCAGGAUACGCUGAAGCGCAUUACAGAACUUGUCAAUGAUACCCUUGCUAGUGAAGGAUCAAAUAGCUUUUCUACUUUAACAACAGAUGAUGUGCUUGCGGCCAUUGACGGUGGUAAAUCUGAAGGUGGUUCAGUUGGACGGCACUGGGUUUUGGAUCCGAUAGAUGGUACUAAAGGGUUUGUAAGAGGAGAUCAAUAUGCUAUAGCGUUAGCUUUACUAGAUGAAGGCAAAGUUGUAUUGGGUGUCUUGGCUUGUCCAAACCUUCCACUGGCAUCCAUUGGCUCCAAUCAGCAGCUUUCUUCUUCAAAUGAAGUUGGUUGUCUCUUCUUUGCUAAAGUUGGUGAUGGAACAUAUAUGCAAGCACUGGGUGGUUCUACACAAACUAGGGUGCAUGUCUGUGAUAUUGAUAACCCAGAGGAAGCAUCAUUUUUUGAAUCUUUUGAAGCAGCACACUCCUCACAUGACUUAUCUAGCUCCAUUGCAGAAAAACUCGGUGUCAAAGCACCACCAGUCAGAAUUGAUAGCCAAGCAAAAUAUGGAGCUUUGUCAAGAGGAGAUGGGGCUAUAUAUUUGCGUUUCCCUCACAAAGGAUACCGUGAAAAAAUAUGGGAUCAUGCUGCUGGCAGCAUUGUUGUGACUGAAGCUGGAGGUAUCGCCAUGGAUGCUGCGGGGAACCCUCUGGACUUUUCAAAAGGAAAGUUUCUUGAUGUUGUAUCUGGUAUUAUCGUUACAAACCAGAAAUUGAAGGCAUCGCUUUUGAGAGCAGUUAAAGAAGCACUCAAUGAGAAAGUUUCAUCCUUGUGAUCUCCAUUAAGCGAAUGAUUCUACAAAUGAGCUUGCUAACUUUGUUGUCGGCUCGUUAUAUGGGACCUUCCCCUCAAUUGUGCUAUAUUUCAUUCGUGAUCUGAUAAAGUUGAAUAAAUGAUGGGACUUCCUCUGAUACUUUCUUUGUAGCAGAUUUCUGCUCUGGUUUUUUUGCAGAUGCUAUUUUCUUCUCCUUAAUACUUGUCUUUUUCUCUCCUUUUCUGUUAGUAAACAGAGAUGAGAGGUCUUCUUUUAAGCCUGUUUGAAAAUUAAUUCUUCUUCAUUA